GUAAACACCUUAUUUGCCACUUCGUAUCGGUUGCUUCAAGACAGCAAACGUGUGAACAUGAAAAACAAAGUGUACAUCGUCGGAGUUGGUGUUAGUAAAUUUACUAAGCCUAGCAGUACUUCUUGCUUGGUGUAUUCAAAGGAAGCUAUUGUGGACGCUCUUGCAGAUGCGAGGAUCACUUACGAAGACCUAGAGCAAGUAUUCGUUGGGUAUACCACAAGCCCAUGCAGUGCCGAUUCCUGUUAUGGCCAGAGGAUAUGCUACGAAAUCGGUAUGACAGCCAUACCCAUCCACAACGUAAAUAAUAAUGGUGCUACAGGAGCAACGGCUAUAUUCUUAGCUGCCCAACUAAUACAAGGAGGGAUUAUAGAUGUAGCAUUGGCGCUAGGAUUUGAGAAGAUGACGCCUGGAGCUCUCAAGUCUAAAUACACUGAUAGAAGUCUGCCAGGAAUAUUACAAGCCCAAAAAAUGAUGGAGCUCACUGAACUAUCCAAUGCUCCGGUCCCUGUCCAAUUCUUCGCAAAUGCAGGUAUCGAGCAUAUGCAAAAGUACGGCACUACUGAAGUACAUCUGGCGAAAAUCGCAGCGAAAAACUAUAAGCAUGCAGCAAGGAACCCUAGAGCUAUCAGUGACAAGGAGUAUACUGUUCAAGAAAUUCUGGAAUCCAAGAAAAUACACGGACCAGUGACGUUACUGCAAUGCUGCAGGAAUAGUGAUGGAGCGGGCGCAGUGGUAAUCAUGUCAGAAAACGCUGUCAAUAAAUAUAAUCUUUUGGAUAAAGCAGUGGAAAUUGUUGGUAUGGAGCUUGCUACUGAUACGGCUGAUGUCUUCACUGAUAACAGCCUGAUGAAGGUAGCUGGGUAUGGAAUGACUUGUCUAGCUGCUCAACGCUUGUAUCAGAAGACAGGAGUAUCUCCAAACGACAUUGAUGUAGUGGAACUCCACGAUUGCUUUGCUCCAAACGAGCUGAUAACUUAUGAAGGUCUUCAGCUGUGUAAGGAGGGGGAAGCUGGGAAGUUUAUUGAUGCUGGGGAUAAUACCUAUGGGGGGAAAGUGGUGGUGAAUCCCAGCGGUGGGCUGAUUGGGAAGGGGCACCCAAUUGCAGCGUCUGGUGUGGCCCAAUGUGCUGAGCUGGUGUGGCAGUUGAGAGGAGAUGCUGGAGCAAGACAGGUCCCCAAUGCAAAGAUAGGCUUGCAGCACACAUUGGGAUUGGGUGGAGCUACGGUGGUGGGAUUGUACAGAAAAGUAAUGAAGAACAAUACCUCUUAAACUUAUCCGUUGGAAAGUUUAAUGAUAACUCAAAGUCAGCUAAUACCAUUGAAUAAAGAGUAGCUGCAAUGCCCCUAAGACUCCAGGAAAAUGACUGUACGUACAUGGACGAUACUCGAGAUAAAUAAUAUCAUUUUAGUGGACUCUUGAAUCUAUAAUAUUAGUUAGUGCAGGCAGAGAUACCUAGUAUCCGCUAGGUGUACACAUCCCAACACAUCCCAACACAUUAUCGUAUCUCGGAGGGGCAUCUUCGUGUUGGAUCUGUAUCCCCAUGAACGCCUUCCAAAAGGACCCUCCGCGCCGUGCUUAUCCACAGGAGAGAUACAAAAUAAUAAUCUAUACUUAUAAUAAAUCUGUAGAGAGGUCAAUUCUGUACAUGAAAUAUAUUUUCAAAAUAACUA
This is a messenger RNA of Ostrinia nubilalis (European corn borer), 1670 nucleotides long. RefSeq names its product sterol carrier protein 2-like. Bases 58 to 1269 code for a protein of 403 amino acids. The record is from RefSeq and is a predicted model, not a curated record. Gene Ontology annotation, molecular function: acyltransferase activity, transferring groups other than amino-acyl groups. Lineage: Eukaryota; Metazoa; Arthropoda; Insecta; Lepidoptera; Crambidae. The transcript is spliced from 2 exons.